This is a messenger RNA of Wyeomyia smithii (pitcher-plant mosquito), 1617 nucleotides long. RefSeq names its product mitochondrial carrier homolog 2 (gene Mtch). Lineage: Eukaryota; Metazoa; Arthropoda; Insecta; Diptera; Culicidae. The record is from RefSeq and is a predicted model, not a curated record. The transcript is spliced from 5 exons. The coding region runs from base 220 to 1200 and encodes 326 amino acids.
AAAUGCUUCUCUCUCCCUCAACAUUUUGCAUCAUCGAUUUGACAAUCCCAGCAGCUGUAAUCUUUGUACGAAACAGGACUGAUUACAGAGUGAAAAUCGGCAGAAAAAAAUUCACCUUUUGCGAUUUCGGUUGCCCGCGUAGAGUUCUUCGCCCCCGUUUGCUUCGAGUUUCGAUUAGUGCUUAGUUAUCGGUGCUACUCGUGUAUUAAUUUUGCAAAGAUGCCGACAAUGAUGGAACGAGCUGACAGCGAAGACCCGUUCGAGGUUAGUGAAUUUGUCCGUUUUGGACUACGGUUUGGAGUAACCACGGCGUUGCAUCCGUUCGAAUACGCCAAGGUGUUGAUGCAGAUUGGAUUUGAGCCAAUUCCGGCAGUGCCUGGUAGAACAUUGUUUGGCAAACCCACUUUAGUUCUCCCGAACGUUUUCCAGUAUGCGGCACAUAUUAAACAUGUUGACGGUUUCUAUGGCUGUUUCCGUGGGCUGAGUGCUAAAAUCAUAGGCAAUUGGCUGAGUGCACAUUACAGUGAGAAAAUUGCGGAUAAUCUAGGUCUGGAGGAAGUCAAGCCUCCAGUAUCAAAAGGUAAAAGCAAGAACGAUGAAAGCUCCGCGGAACAGAAUGACCAAGAUGUUGAUGAGAAUUUUAAGAAACAGCUUAAGCGCAACCUGGUUGUGCACACUGCCGGCGUUGUUAUUUCGCAACCUUUCCAUGUUAUUUCGAUUCGUAUGAUGGCUCAAUUUGUGGGUCGUGAAAAAAUUUAUUCCGGUUUGUGGCAGUCGAUCAGAGAAAUCUGGUCCCAGGAUGGUUUGUUUGGUUUCUUUGCCGGUUUUGUGCCCCGUUUGCUCUGUGACAUUGGCUGUUUAAUCAUAUCGAGCUCGGCCACUUACUUGGUUAGUAAGUACCUGAUCCGGGAGCAAGAGGGACGGGUCUACUUUGCAACGCUGUCCCAAUUCUUUGCGUCCAGCAUGUUCUAUCCCUAUCAUGUUGUUUCGACCUGCAUGAUUGUUAACGGAACAAGACUAAAGGCUGGUAACUUACCGAACAUGGAACCGUAUCUCAAUUGGCGCGAUUGCUAUGGAAAAUUGAAGGCAGCCGGAAACCACAAACGAGGAAGUUCAUUGUUUUUCAGAUACUCCUCACGCCCAUUAAAGUCAACGUUGAGUGGCGCGUAUGUCCCAUAUCCGGAAUUGAAGAAGUAUUAGAGAGAAAGAGGGGGAAUUUAAGCAGACUGCCCAAAAGAACAGUUCUUAUAAGUCAACGAAUUGCCAAUGGGCAGUGAAAACUUUUCCGGGAGAGCGUUCGGAUUCCACAUAAACUCUUCGUUUUAACCAUUGUUGUUCUUAUAGCAUUUUCACUCGUUACAACCAUAAAACAUGCAUCGUUCGAAGCAAAGAACAAUUAGCACAUGCAGAAUAAUUAACUUCGAUUGACCUUCUUCGUGUGCGCGUAAAAAAAAUCAAUGCAUCUAAUACGACAAGACACGAUAACGGAGUGGAUUGCAUUUUGAUUCAAGAUUUUGAUAAUUAAUACACCCUUUUUUGCUCGAAAUAAUUGUAUACAGUUUUGUGAUCAGUCUCUGCAUUUGUCGGUUGUAAAUAAUAAAAAAAAAUUAAAAAUUC